Molecule: messenger RNA, 1902 nt
Organism: Onychostoma macrolepis
Lineage: Eukaryota; Metazoa; Chordata; Actinopteri; Cypriniformes; Cyprinidae
Biological process (GO): protein dephosphorylation
Molecular function (GO): cation binding; protein serine/threonine phosphatase activity
Source: RefSeq, a predicted model, not a curated record
GAGCACAUGUUGGACAUGGAGGGAAUUUAAAGUUUCAUCAACAACAAAUGAAGAAAAAUCAAGAAUCCACCAUAACUUCUCUUGGCAUAAAUGUCUCCAACUUCAGUGCACCACUUUAGACAUCAGCGGUCGUUACAGAGAUGAAAAACAGCAGUGCAGGGAUAUUUGACUCUACAAUCUACAAUCUGCACACCAGUCUGCACAAAUCCACCAAUGAUUCUAAACCCCAGAAGAAAAUACAAUGCCAAAGCAAAAGAGAUGUCACACACAAAUAGACCAUGUUUUGAAGACUAAUGAAUAUAGUUGAAAACCAAAUGGCUAUGAUGGAUGGUAUAACGGGUCAAUAAAAGGGUUUGAUAGUAAUAUCCUUCCAUCAAACUCCCCAUGUGAAGACAGACGGAGUGCUGCAAUGUGUCUACAGAGCCGAGGCAUGCUGUUUGGAGUAUUUGAUGGCCACGCAGGUUCUGCUUGCGCACAAGCAGUUAGUGAACGCCUCUUUUACUACAUAGCCGUAUCUCUACUUCCAUUGAGGACUUUAACUGAGAUAGAGGAGGCUGUGGAGAGUGAACGGCCUAUACUUCCAGUGCUACAAUGGCACAAACAUCCCAACGACUAUGUUAGCACAGAUGCUUGCAAGCUAUACUUCAAUAGCCUGAGGACAUACUGGCAGGAGAGAAUAGAUCUGCAUGAGGAUGAUGAUGACGACAGUGAUAUAAGAAACUCUUUCAAGAGACUGGAUAACGAUAUUUCCUUGGAGGCCCAGGUGGAUUUUAGGGUUCCUUUUGCUCGUUUCACACCUCUCAGGGUGGCUGGGUCUGGAUGCACGGCCUGUGUGGCUCAGUGGACAGCUCUCAGUGUUACCAAUGACCACAAUGCCCACAACCCAGAUGAGAUGCAACGGGUUCUCAGGCAUCCUGCUUCUGAGCAGAAGACAGUGGUGAAACAUAACAGAUUAUUGGGCCUGUUGAUUCCUUUCAGGGCUUUUGGAGACAUGAAAUUCAAGUGGAGCGGUGAGCUCUUGAAUCGCAUCUAUGAGGCACAUCCAGAGCUGCUGAUCGGGAACAAAAAUGCAAAAAUGCUGCUGCCGGACUGCCACACACCACCUUACCUCAUAGCAGAUCCAGAAACUACAUGUUACAAAUUGCGACCACAGGACAAAUUCUUGAUUCUAGCUACUGAUGGUCUUUGGGAACUGAUGCACAGGCAGACUGUGGUGCAAGUCUUGGGGGAAAAUCGAUCUGACAUGCAGUGGAAGAAGCCAGUUUCUGGACUGUGUUUUACAGUGGGACAGAUGCAUAGACUGCUGCAGGAGAGGAAGAGUAGAGCUCUUUCUGCUCUGGAGGAUGAGAACAGUACUACUCAACUGAUCCGUCACGCUCUGGUCAGCGACAGCUGCGGCUCCAUUGAACCCAAGCGCAUUGCCAAAAUAAUCAGUCUGCCAAAAGAUUUGGCAAAGAUGUAUAGAGAUGACAUACAGUCAUUCACUUUAAUAGUUAAUCUACUUAAAGCUUUACUUUAAAUAAUUUAGAAGUGUAAAAAAAAAAAAAACACAUUAAUUGAUUAGAAUGCAAGGGCUGCCUGGAAAGUAUCCUGUCAAGUAAUAUGAAAAAUAGAGACAUUAAAGACACAAAAUACAAGAAACAUUGUACAUUGGAUAAUGAUGUCUCAGUCCCCUUCAAAGGUAAUUUCAGUUUUGGGAAAAAUAAGUCACAAGGCACCUAAUCUGGACUGGGGGCGAGGGGUGUUGGGUGAUUUGAUGUUUUGCCAAAAAACUCUUGCACGAGAUGUGAUGCAUGGGCAGGUGCAUUGUCGUGACCAGUUGCACACAGCUGCAGCCGUUUUCAUCCUAUUGCAUUCUCUCAUCUCUUAUUAUUCAUAAUAUAUGGCUGGAUACUUUCUGGA